Lottia gigantea (owl limpet) is the source of this 354-nucleotide messenger RNA. RefSeq lists its product as hypothetical. The record is from RefSeq and is a predicted model, not a curated record. The transcript has 2 exons. The coding region runs from base 1 to 354 and encodes 117 amino acids. Lineage: Eukaryota; Metazoa; Mollusca; Gastropoda; Lottiidae.
AUGUGGAAGGAUAACAGCAGUAAAACGACCAAGGUUUCCUAUCCUGUUUACUGGAAAGUUGAUAGUCAAAACUGUGAAACCUGUCAAAAGGAUGAGCAGCAUGAACUAUCAGCAGAAAAAGCCAGACGUGCAUUUCAAGCUGAUGCGUCCGACAAAUGUCCAGAUAUCAUAAUAUUUGCUGCUGAUAUGCAGUGCGUCAUUUUAUUACCCAAAUUAACUACCACAGAGCAUCAGUUUGAAAGUAGGUUAGUUGUUUUUAACGAGACCUUUGCCUCCCUUACAGAAAAAGGUGAUUCAGUCAUACUGUUUCACGAGGCAAUUGCGGGACUACAUUUAGUUGAAAUCAGAUGGUGA